AACCCCUUAAUACGCACACGAAGAGAGAGAAACAUAAUUUCUUGUCCCUCAAGCUAAGCUUUCCAAACUUCUUGCAAAACCAAGAAAAACCCUUUCAUUCUUAAUUUUGUGAUUUACAGUUUCGAAAUUUCUUUGGUUUGAUCGUUUGUUGAAGAUGAUGAGCCGUGGCGGAACGAAGCUGGCCCGAUCGUUGACGGGCCAUGUUGCCCCGCGCUAUUUUUCGACGGCGGUUCUCCGUCGUCCGGCGACUGCUGCAGCCAGCGAGGCAGGGAUGAUCGGAGGAGUUUUCCGCGGCGGUGCGGCGGCUUUCUUGCAUGGGAAUCCAUCCAAGGCUUCCGAGGAAGUGCUGGUUGCUUGGACGAGGAGAAUGAGCACGGUGGCUGUGGGUGACAAGCAGAAAGAGAAGGACGAGAAAAACGGCGGCGCCGCCACUACCGGCGGCCGAACUGAUUCGGCCGUUGCUAGUUACUGGGGCGUUGCUCCUCCUAAGGUUGCCAAAGAGGAUGGCACCGAAUGGAAAUGGCAGUGUUUUAGGCCAUGGGAGACGUACAAAGCAGAUUUGAGUAUAGAUCUGAAGAAACACCACGUGCCGGUCACAUUCUUGGAUAAGAUAGCAUAUUGGACUGUAAAGGCGCUCAGAUUUCCCACUGAUGUUUUCUUUCAGAGGAGGUAUGGUUGUCGUGCAAUGAUGUUGGAGACGGUGGCGGCGGUUCCGGGGAUGGUGGGAGGGAUGCUGCUGCACUGCAAAUCCCUCCGGCGAUUCGAGCACAGCGGGGGGUGGAUCAAAGCGCUGCUGGAAGAAGCGGAGAACGAGAGAAUGCAUCUGAUGACGUUCAUGGAGGUUGCUCAGCCGCGGUGGUACGAACGCGCCCUCGUCUUCGCCGUCCAGGGCGUCUUCUUCAACGCUUACUUCGCCGCCUACCUCGUCUCCCCCAAGCUGGCUCACCGCAUCGUCGGAUACUUGGAGGAAGAGGCUAUCCAUUCCUACACCGAGUUCCUCAAGGAGCUUGACAAGGGUAAUAUCGAGAACGUGCCGGCUCCGGCCAUCGCUCUCGACUACUGGCGCCUCCCGCCGGGAUCUACUCUCCGGGAUGUUGUCUUGGUUGUUAGGGCUGACGAGGCUCAUCACCGUGACGUCAACCACUUUGCUUCGGAUAUUCAUUACCAGGGACAACAAUUGAAGGACUCUCCAGCCCCUCUUGGAUAUCACUAAAAGGAAGAGAAAGUGACGUGGCUUGCAAUGGCACUGCAGAGAUUUUUUUUUUUUUUUUUUUUUAAAUUUUAGUGGAAACUUGAAAAGUAUACAGAUAUGGUAUGAGUGGUUGUCUUGUGAGCUUUAACGUGACGUUUAAUAAAUGGUCAAGAGUCAAGAUUGGGUUGCAUUGUGGUUUAAACACCUAAGGAGGCUUGCAUUAUUGUUUCAUUUUAUAUGUAUAUAAAAUUUAAUCUCUACACGUUA
Molecule: messenger RNA, 1459 nt
Organism: Ipomoea nil (Japanese morning glory)
Lineage: Eukaryota; Viridiplantae; Streptophyta; Magnoliopsida; Solanales; Convolvulaceae
Product: ubiquinol oxidase 2, mitochondrial-like
Exons: 4
Coding region: 155-1213 (352 amino acids)
Biological process (GO): alternative respiration
Cellular component (GO): mitochondrion
Molecular function (GO): alternative oxidase activity
Source: RefSeq, a predicted model, not a curated record